AUGACUCUCCUGGCAAGUCAUUUAGAGCAAAUAUCUUUAUCCGCGAAAUCAAUAGCAGAAUUAGAAUAUCCUCGCCCCCAAAUCUUUACCAAUGCGCUUCUGAACGAUCACGAGAUCACAACAUUGAUUCGUGACACAGAACCCCAUGAGCGUGCCUUAUUCUCUAUCGAUCCGAACGCUGUCAACGGAAACCGUCAGCAAAAUGCCAUCUGGUCUACAGGCACCGAGAAUGGGCGCAAGAAUGUUUUCCCAACUGCACAUCCGAUGAAACAGUCUGCGAUCACAAGACUACUGGGAAACGAGCUGCUUCAAGAGAUUAGGCAGUCGAGCAGCGAUACUUCUCGACCUCGUGACGGCGUCAGUGUUGAAGUUUUGCUCCGUGGAGCAGAAAAACUUUGUAACGUAUACGAUGUCAUGGGAGCGACCGAGAAGAUUCGAGCGCUUCGGAAUCGCUAUCGAGAAGUCGCGACUUCAAUAUCGAUGCUCGAAGAGAAGGUUGCAAAGCAGCAGAUACUGCAAGAACGCCGAAAUAACGGAUUAGAUCCCGAAGAAGAGGUGGAUGAAAUUGACGUUGGAAAUGAAUUGAAUUGCAACCAAGACAGUGUGACCUUCACGGAGCAAGACUUCCGACUCGAAGAGGAUGAAAUUCGGGAAUUAGAGGCGAGGAAGAAGGCUUUAGAAGACCGCGUAUCAGGCAUGGAAAAAGAUCUGGGCGGGCUUUUGAGAUAA
Messenger RNA from Rhinocladiella mackenziei CBS 650.93, 729 nucleotides. RefSeq lists its product as uncharacterized. Bases 1 to 729 code for a protein of 242 amino acids. The transcript has 2 exons. NCBI's taxonomy places the organism in Eukaryota, Fungi, Ascomycota, Eurotiomycetes, Chaetothyriales, Herpotrichiellaceae. The record is from RefSeq and is a predicted model, not a curated record. Gene Ontology annotation, cellular component: spindle microtubule; DASH complex. Gene Ontology annotation, biological process: attachment of spindle microtubules to kinetochore.